Messenger RNA from Rhineura floridana, 3384 nucleotides. RefSeq names its product coiled-coil domain containing 117 (gene CCDC117). Lineage: Eukaryota; Metazoa; Chordata; Lepidosauria; Squamata; Rhineuridae. Bases 300 to 1241 code for a protein of 313 amino acids. The transcript has 5 exons. The record is from RefSeq and is a predicted model, not a curated record.
CCGGCGUCCUCCCGGAGAGAGAGGCUCUGUGGCGGCGGCGGACCAGGAAGGAGGAAAGCCCGCCCCCCCCUCUUCUCCGCUGGGCUCGGAGGAAGGAAGAGGCGCGGGCCCGGUGCACACGUGUCGGAUGUCACGCGUCCAGGAAUCGCGCGCCGGUCACGUGUGAAGCAGCCUCAUCUCCCGAACACGCGUCUCCUGCCGCCCGGCCUGUGCAGCUGCCGAGGCGCUUACCGCGUCGAGGGUUCGCCGGCCCUCUUCCGACCGCGGCCUCGCUUAGCUUUCCGGCGAGGGCGCGACGCAUGGCGGCGCUGGAGGGGGCCUUCCAGGGGGGAGGAGGGGGCCGGAGGGGGGCCGGCGCGCCCCUGGUGGAGUUCCUGCAGGGGCCGCCCGCCUCGCCCGACAGUCCCUUCCCCGCCGGGGGCCCCCCGAGCGCAUUGGACGGGCCUGGGAGCAGCUGUGCCUCCUCCGACGGGGCCACCCACCGCCGGCCGGACUUGUAUCUGCCGCCGCCGCCGCCGCGGGCCAGCCCGCUGGCCCCCGAGAGGGGAGCUCCGCCCGUGCUGCUGCCGCAGAAGAGCCGCCCGCGGGCGCCCGCCUGCUGCAGGAAAAAGCACAAGAUGGACGAGGAGCCGGAUGACUGUCCUGUGGGCAAGAAGAGGUGGACUGAAGCUGGACUGGGCUCCACAGCACCUGGUGCCGAGUGGACGGGGCUCUCACCGCAGGGCCUCAAUCACCUUCCCUGCCCACCUGAGCCGCUUGAAAUCCCGUGUGAAGAAAUGGAGCAAACCAUGGGUGAGCUGCAGUGUGAGGCUGCCCGCAGGAAGCUGCAGGAGAUCGAAGAAAGAAUAAUUGACGAAGACGAAGACAGUGUCCUCACAGAGGGGAGUGUCAGCACCCUGCCUACCCUCAUCCUGUCCGACACACUGAAAACAGGGCUGAAGAAGGAUUAUGAAGGAGUCCUAACAAAGAAAAUAAUCGAGUCCAUGAGCCGCCCCUCCAUGGAGCUGGUGCUUUGGAAGCCUCUGCCUGAGUUCCUUACUGAAAGGGCAAAGCCUGUUUCUGUUAAAAACUACACACCACUGCCAGCCCAAAGGUGCCCUGCAAAGCCAGCAGCCCUUGAAGGUGCCUUUCUUCCACAGAGAGAAGCGUAUUCUGAGCAGCCUCAGCAAGAGAUGACUACUUCUACUCUCUAUGGCACUCUGGGACCCUCUGGGGGUGCAGAUGAGGAGAUGGAGUUGUAGACAGAGAAGGGGAGGCGCUGCCAUGGUGGACCACUUGUCUUCUGUCCUCCAAACAGAUUGGAUCGUUCAGGGGAGGGAACUGUGAGAACUAAUAAUCUAGAGCAGACCGUAACAAGUGUGGAACAUGUAAAAGACGGCACUUUGGACUCCCUGAAAAGAAAUGUGUUGUGCGAGUUGUUAGGGAUUUUUGUUUCUUUUGGCCGUAACUUUUUCCUUCCUUUUGUACAGAGUAAAAUUCAGGCUCUAGGUGUUCUGGUUCAGGCCAUCCCUCAAUGCCUGCUGAGCUGUAAGCAUUGUUCUACUUGGAACGCCACUGGUGUAAAAGGGGCUCACCCGCUUUAAAAAGGAGAGGCUAGAUCUUGCCAUAGCCCCUUAAGUCUUGUGGCUGGUCUGCCACACAGGGAGGGGGACUUGCAGUUGCCCCUCUCACAGUCUGGCCCACAGAAUGCCAACCACCAACCUGUCAAAAAAGGAAGGCUUCAACCAGACUGGGGAGCUGGUUUACAGGCUUUCUACCUUAGAAUCUGAUAAGUGGAACAGCUUUGGGGAACAGCACUUUGACAAAGAUUAACUUCCAUUGGCUGAAUCUUGCUUGCCCUCUACCUUCUCCCAAAGAUGACUUCAGUGGUCUUCUUGCAGUGGUGAGGAAGGUGGAUCUUGGCUGUUGUGACAGAGCUGAUAGCUUUAGUCCAUCUGUUCUCAUAACCUAUGCCAUUUUAAAUAUUUACCUGCCUAAAACAUCAGAUUUCAUGUUCAUUUUACCUUGUGCCUGUGGAUCAGAGCCAUGGAUGGUUGGCACUGCCAGCCCACUUGAGGCACUCACACAAAAUGCUAACCAUAAAUCACAAAGUUGCUUUCCUCUAGAUCAGGUUCUCUUGUGUCUAGAAAGGCAUAAAGUGCUUGUACUCAGAAAAAUUGUUUACUGACUGCUGGAAAGCUAUAAAAGGGGCCUUUCAUAAACCCAGAAUUGUGUGGGGAGGGCAACAUCAGCAAAACUUGCUUGACUGAGAUGCAUUUAAAUCACACUUCUUUUUUCUGUUUUUCUGCAUCUUGCAUUAAGUUGCCUAAUUUUAUGUUGGAGUUUUGUUUUUUAAUUCAUCCUCCCAGCCCCCCCAACAGCUAAUGUGAAAUUGUUUCUAUAUAGCUCUGAAAGAACAAUUGUGUCAAAAAGUUUACAUCAGUUGUGGGGAACCUUGGCCCUCCAGCUUGCCUAUCCCUGCUUGGCCUGCAGCACAUCUGGAGGGCCAAAGGUUCUCCACUCCUGGUUUACAUCUUAAAUCAGAGUGAAGACCCUAUCUCCCCCCCCCGAAGAUGCUAGACUUCCAAAUUCCCAUGCACUGCAGCCAGCAUGGCCAGUGAUUAUGAGAAUUGAAGUUCUACAACAUCUGGUGGGCCACCUUUGCCUUAGACCUUGAUUUCUAGCCUUAGCAAGAUUGUGAAGCUGCUUUUUUCGUUUUGGGAAAAGCAUUUCUGAUAUGGUUAUUUUUCUUUCACAUGGUCCUCCACUUGCAAAUCAAAGCAGCUGUUAAACAGUCCAAACGUCUCAGGGUGUGGAGGGGUGAUCAGAAUCCACUUGGCUGCUCUUAAAUAGCAUAUAAAAGUGGCUCUGUAGAUCACCACAGCUGAUGGGUGCCAAGGGCAGCGGAGCCAAAUUUUUUUGGUAAGAGUUGGGUCUUGCCCUGGUUCCACCCUGGGAGUGAGACGUGUGUGGAGUGCAUUUUCACAAGUAGCACUUGCCAAUUAUGGUGGCUAAAUUUUGUUUUAUGAAGAGUAAUACCAGUGAGGGAAAGGGGGAGAGUCUUCCUGUUCCUGAGGUAAGUAUAGCCAGCCACAGUUACCUUCUUGGGCAAAGCUGGGUAGAAGCCUUCUCUUGAAACUGGCCAGCUCUCAUAGAGCAUUUUGCAGAUUUUCUAAGCCCGUUUUUAAUUAAAACUUGUAUUGAUGAAUCCUUUUUAUCAUCAAAACUUGUCUCUGCCUCCUCCCAGGGGCAUGGUGUCACACAAGGGUAGCCUGGAGGGGGAGAUUUGGGAAUGUUUUUGCUGGUCAGUUCAUUUGAAGCAAGCAGCAUUGGAUUGUGGUCUGUCUUCUGCUGGACCAAAUCACAAUUUGUUUGUCAAUAAACUUUUUUAAAUGUUUGUAGAAA